AGUGAUCACACCUGUUGAGGUGGUUGGUGGUAACAGGGCUAACAGAUUUUUUUAUCAGAAACCCAGCAGCAACCAGCCUCUGUCUGUGUUUAAAUUUUGGGAAGUUGCACGAUGUGGCUUCUGCUCUUCAUCUGCACAUCAGCAGUAGUCGUUGGUGUCCCCAUACAUCUGACCCAGGAGGCCACCAGUCCUGCACCAGAUAAUGUUACUGUCACUUCUAUGCAUGAUGUGCCGAAGCCAGAAACUACAGAAGCUUUAAAAGUUGGUGCCGUUCCCUUAAAUGACACACAAAAUACAACUCAUCCUGCCCCAGGUAUAGUUGUUUCGGUGCUUAAGCCACAGGAAGCCAGUGCAGAAACCUUAGAAGAGCUUCAGGAAGAAAUGGUUGUCCAAGAGGGAGACAUUUUGAUUCAGGAGGACAGGAAUGCUGUCAUGACCCUGUGGGCAGAUGCCAUCGUGCCCUAUGCCAUCACCUAUGAGCUGGCUGAUCAAGAGUUUAACAUCCUCAGCGCCUUCAAGAUGAUAUCAGAUUUCACCUGCAUCCGCUUCGUACCACACACCACAGAGCUGAACUACCUGAAGUUCAAGAAUGGCAAGGGCUGUGCAUCCUUUGUUGGUUGUCAAGGAGGAGCCCAGCCAGUGUAUUACGCCCGCUCGUGCAGCGUGGGAAACCUUUGCCAUGAGAUCAUUCACGCUCUGGGACUGCAUCACGAACACACCCGUGAGGAUCGGGAUCAAUACAUUGAUGUGCAGUGGCAUAACAUCAUACCAGGGAGAGGGAGAAACUUUAAGGUGAGACGUGGAAACACUCUGAACCUGCCAUAUGACGUCAAUUCCAUAAUGCACUACGGAAAAUAUUUUUUCAGUCGAGAUGGAAGUCCAACAAUGUUGGCCAAGCAGAGCGGAGUACAGAUGGGUCAGAGAACACAUCUCAGCCACCUGGAUAUACAGAGACUGAACCGACUCUACCGCUGCGAUGAGCGGAUGAAUUCAGUGUAUGGAUGGUAAAAGUGAGUGGGAUCCCUGUUGGUUAAUCUGCAUAUGCUGUGAGAUCUAAUAAAGUUAUUAAAAAA
Plectropomus leopardus (leopard coralgrouper) is the source of this 1073-nucleotide messenger RNA. Its product is annotated as hatching enzyme 1.2-like. Gene Ontology annotation, molecular function: zinc ion binding; metalloendopeptidase activity. Gene Ontology annotation, biological process: proteolysis. NCBI's taxonomy places the organism in Eukaryota, Metazoa, Chordata, Actinopteri, Perciformes, Serranidae. The record is from RefSeq and is a predicted model, not a curated record.